Molecule: messenger RNA, 3597 nt
Organism: Lethenteron reissneri (Far Eastern brook lamprey)
Lineage: Eukaryota; Metazoa; Chordata; Hyperoartia; Petromyzontiformes; Petromyzontidae
Product: PDZ and LIM domain protein 3-like
Biological process (GO): muscle structure development; heart development; actin cytoskeleton organization
Cellular component (GO): Z disc; filamentous actin; stress fiber
Molecular function (GO): actin binding; muscle alpha-actinin binding
Source: RefSeq, a predicted model, not a curated record
AGGAGUUGUUGAAUGCUGUCGCCUCCGUCCGUUGGUUGCACCCCCUCGUCGUUCAUAAAGGCGGCAUCUGGCGCAGCAGCGCUUUUCAACUCACUCCGAGAGGCGCGCCGUGCAGGAGAGGACGCGCCAGGAGCUCUGCUGCGUAUCGCCAUAGCCACGAGUAGAAGAUCACUCCUCCCAGCCGUCGCCCAGCCAUGCCGCAGCAAGUCAUCUUGACGGGUCCAGCGCCGUGGGGGUUCCGUCUCGUGGGAGGAAGGGACCUUGACCAGCCUCUCACCAUCAGCCGGGUGACGCCCGGCAGUGUCGCGUCCUCGGCUAACCUGUGUCCCGGCGACGUGAUCCUGGCCAUCGAGGGGGAGAACGCGGAGGAGAUGACCCACGCCGAGGCCCAGGAGCGCAUCAAGGCGUGCAGCACCACCACGCUCACGCUCAAGAUCGACCGGCCUCAAACAACUCUGUGGAGGCCAAAUGUGAUGGAGGAAGGCAAGGUUCACCCCUACAAGGUUAAUUUGGCUUCCGAACCACAGGAUGAAGACUACUUUGAGCACAAAUUCAAUGCCAGGCCGAAGCCCUACGUUCCUCCCAGCAGCGGCAGAACUGUUACCCCUCCGCCCUCCGUAGACAGCGGGCAUGUCACGCCGGUGCCCUCAAGUGAACGUAGCACCCCUUCGCUCCCCCCAGUCGAGUUUAUCCAGCCCUACGUUAGCCACGCCGUGCCCUCCUCGUCCAGUGGUCGCAACACCCCGUCCGUGACCAGCCUGCUUAGCGUGAAUCCUCAAGAUCUGAAGGACAUGGCCAGGGCCGCACCAAACAAACCCAUUGAGGUGGAGGUGCCUGGCAUGAAGGUCUUCCACGCGCAAUUUAACUCGCCCAUGCAGCUUUACUCUCAAGAUAACAUCAUGGACAGUUUGCAGGGUCAGGUCUCUUCGGCCUUGGCGUGCGACGGUCAGCAAAGCGAGCCACACAGCCCAACCCUCAAGGGUGGACUCCUCGCCGACUCGGAGGUGUACAAGCUGAGGCAAGAGAACCAAGAGGGCGGCUACGGGCCGAAACAGUCCGGCUCCUUCCAGAGGCUGCAGGAGAUGCUGGAGGAUGCCCAAGGCUCUGAACGUACUGUGGGCAUACGGAGUGUGAAGGCACCUGUUACGAAAGUGGGAGCAGACGUGGGUGGAGUGCAGAAGCUGCCUAUUUGUUCCAAGUGUGGCAAUGGAAUUGUAGGCCCCGUGGUGAGAGCCCGGGAUAAGCCCCACCACCCCGAGUGCUUCACGUGCGGUGACUGUGGAAUGAACCUCAAGCAGAAGGGCUUCUACUUUGUGGACGGGCAGAUCUACUGCGACGCUCACGCCAAGGUGCGCCUGCAACCGCCCGCUGGCUACGAGCUGAAAGCGGUGUCCCCCAAGUAAGCGGCAAGCUCAGAGGAGGAGAUGUUCUAGAAGUUGCUGCGAUUACACGGGAGAGAGACACCCCAGGUAUAUUUGAUUAGGGAUGUUAUGGUAUGCUCUUGUGGAGUGUCCACACACUUAGUGAGUGACUUUUAAAAAACGAAAAAUGUUUAAUUGAAGCUGAAAAGUGUAUUUUUUUAAAUGAUGGAAUAAAACACGAACACUGUCUUGAAAAUUAUAGCCAUGAACUAAGAGUGGGGCGAUUUUCAUAUUUUAAAAAAAUUGUAUUGUUAAUUCAUCCACUGUUUAUAAGACUUCCAGCUUGAUUCUGUGACUUGGGGGCUCGGAUUAAGUAGCUUAACUCCAAUGCCCGAGUAGAAUGACAGCUGAGCAGAAUGGAAGCUGAGAUUCUUAGACGGCGAUUCUUCUCCUGUCGUCGUCUUACGAGUUUAUUUGUGGACUAGUUGAGACAAUUAAAUAAGAAGCACACGAUACAGUACUUUUGCCCGUGUGAGAAAGGCACAGAAUGCUUAAUUUCAUACAUAUAUCCGUGGAUUUACAAAAAGUUGUGAAAUAAAAUGUUGAAUUUGGUGUUUGACAGUACUUCUCUGUUUUAAAAACGACGUGGUUUGUUUAUUUCUUUUCCCGAUGCAUGUUUAUUGUACAUGUGACAAUGCAAUUUUUUCAUGUCGAGUUACACUCACAAACAACUAUGCAUUGCAAAAUAUUUUAGCGUGCAACUUGUGCCCAAUAACAACAUGUGUACGAAUGUUAUUGCAAAUGUCAGCGGCAUACAUUUAUUUUGCAUACGAAACUCAAUGUUUAACGUUGAUCAACUUUACGUUUGAUCUCGAUGUUUAACUUUCAAUUGCUAAAUUUCGAUUUAAAGCUUUCGUGACUGCAGGGAUUCAUCUUCUUGGUUCUUUCGGUAAAGUCACGUAGAAGGGAAAUAAUAAAAUAAUAAAAAUAAAACAUAAUAAAAUGAUUUUCGAUUUAAAGCUUUCGUGACUGCAGGGAUUCAUCUUCUUGGUUCUUUCGGUAAAGUCACGUAGAAGGGAAGUAAUAAAAUAAUAAUGUUUUAUUAUGUUUUAUUUUUAUUAUUUUAUUACUUCCCUUCUACGUGACUUUACCGAAAGAACCAAGAAGAUUUCAAUUGCUACUUUACACCUUUGAUUUGCUAUAAUACGACAGCACAAUAUUUAUAGUUAAUUCUGUUUUUAAAAUGUAUUUAAAGCAUUAUCUUAUUUUCAGUUAGCAUUUGGAAUGCAUGUAUUUGCCAAAGACACAUUGUCGUAAGCUAAAGCCAUUUAUUUCUCACAACUAUCCAUUUAACUUGCAUCAUUGAAUUUUUGUUUGUAUUCAACUUCAUUAAUUACUUAUUUGACAUCAAGAAUUUGCAUACACGUUACAUAUAGCUUUACAUAUUGUUUUUGGGUAUGUUAUCAAAACACAUGCACAUAACAUAAGUAAAUGAACUACAGUACCAUUUUAAGAACGUUUCAUGUCUUAUGAUUGUAUAUUUAUGCAGGCAAAUUGAGCAAUUAUUAAACAGUGUUUUAUCGAUUUAUAAAUGCAUUGUAAUUACUCACAUUAACAGUCUUUACUACGACUACAAUUAUGGUGCUGCUUCUGGAAACGAUCUGCACACUGGACUUGGAAUGCAGAGGUCGCCCCUUUGAUUAGAUGUCCCGGCACAGCAGUUGAGAUGAUGGUGCAAGUUUCGCAAAAUUCCCCUGCCUCUUACACAGCAGUGUGAAUGGGUACAGAACAGUUGGUUGACCCCAGUAGGUUGCAUGUGGUGGGGUAAAGUGUGGGUACUCUCACCUCUUCCAAGUCGUCUGGCCAACUUGGAAGAGUAGACCAGUUACCCUCUAAGAGGGGCUCUCUAGAGCUGCAAUUAUAAAUUUCCCCCCUCCACAAAUACGAGAAGGCGCAAACAUAACCACUAAAUUUUCUAGUUGUUUCGACUCAAGUUAGAUCAUACUUUCAUUUGACAUUGACAUUACUGGGAUGGUAAUAAUUCGCGGAGAUAUUAGAUGGAUCCACAUUGCAGGGACAGGGGUGAGAAAAAUAGGAAAUAAAAAUCCCCUUGCCCAUCGGAAAGUGAAAAGGAUAGAAUUUGAUGUGCCUUAUGAAGUCCUAUAUUUUUAAUAUCUGAUGGAAGCUAUCAUUUAUUGAUGUUAUGAGUACAAUAAAGUACACUUUAUAAACGUUA